AUGGUUUCUCCAUUACUGAUACGUAAACAUGCCCUGAUAUUGAUCAUCAUCACCCUCUACUUUGCAACCAUUCAUGCAACACGUUUCGAAGUCCAAAAAUGCCACUUCACCGUGUGGGCAGCCUCCAUACCUGGCGGUGGGAAGAAGCUUCUUCCAGGCCAAACUUGGUCCUCCGACGUGAACAGGGGUACUUUCCCUGCCCAAAUUUGGGGCGAAGCUGGACGCGGCAAAUGCCUAACAGGUGAUUGUGGAGGUCACCUCAAAUAUGCCAAGAUUCUGAUCAACCCCCAUACACCAUGGCUGAAUAUCACCAUGGCUUAA
Molecule: messenger RNA, 321 nt
Organism: Prunus armeniaca (apricot)
Lineage: Eukaryota; Viridiplantae; Streptophyta; Magnoliopsida; Rosales; Rosaceae
Source: the annotation of a GenBank genome assembly